UAAAAGAGAAACAACAGGGUAAGAUAUAGAAGAUACUUAAACAGAAGAGACACAACAGUGGACAUUUUAUUACUUUUCUAUAACAAUAAUAUAGACACAGAGAUGGUUAUGUGGUUAAGAAGUUCACUUCCUGGUCACGUGGUUCCAGGUUCAGUCCCACUGCAUGGCACCUUGGGCAAGUGACUCCUACAUUAACCUCAAGACAACCAGAAUCUUGAGAGUGGAUUUGGUAGACCAAAACUGAAAGAGAUUAUCAAAUGACCUCUGCAUCACAGAAUUUUUAUAUAAACAAUGUCAUUCGUAUUGAAUGUCUUUUAAAAACUGAGCAAAAGAUGUUAUACAUAACACGUAUAACCCUGUUUCUAUAAAUAUAUACUGAAUUACUGCAAAGUAUAUCUUCUGAAUUGAUAUAUGUAGCAAACUUUCUCUUCUUUAUUGUCUGGAAGACACAGAAAAUUAUAUUUGUAUUUUAAUUAAUCCUUUAGCAUUUCAACUGACCAUAACAGUACCAAAUAUUCUUGCUAUUUUAUGUUAAAACUGCCCACAUCUGACCCCUUACACUCACCCUGCAAUGUCAUUGUAAACAUAAAGAAUCCCAUCAUUGAAAUCUGAACAUGAUAAGAUAAUGAAUGAUUAAUUCAAAAGAAUUUGAAUAAAUAAGUAUUACAUCUGACAGAGUAAUCGGAAUGUUAAAGAGUUAAAGCAAUUAACAAGGCAGCUUGCAGCAUCUUCAGAUAUUAACAAAGAACACUAUUGAUGGAGAUAAAUCAGUAGAAAUAUUUAAGAGCAAUAUACGAGAAGAAGGAAAAUAUUUGUGUACUGUGACGAGAGAAACAAAGAUUAUGGAAAAUGAAUUAUAUUGGAGUGAAGUUGAAUGUAAAAAAAGAGUCUGAAGAAAUUGAUUUUCCUGAUGAGGAAAAGAAUGAAAGGGACAAAACAUCAUAUAACUGUGAUACUUGUGGUAAAUUAUUCUCUCGGAAAGCUGACUUAGUCAUUCACCAACGUGUUCACACAGGAGAGAAGACAUAUCAUUGCGAUAUCUGUGGUAAAUCAUUUUCUCAGAAUGGUAACUUGACUUACCACAAAUGCAUUCAUACAGGGGAGAAGCCAUAUCAUUGCGAUAUCUGUGGUAAAUCAUUUUCAGAAAAUAGUAACUUGACUAGCCACAAGCGUACACAUACAGGAGAGAAGCCAUAUCAUUGUCAUAUCUGUGGUAAAUCCUUCUCUGUAGGAAGAUUAUGGAAAAUGAAUCAUAUUGGAGUGAAGAUGAAUAUAAAAGAGUCUGAAGAAAUUGAUUUGCUGCUCUUGGUCCUGGCGAAUCCUGAUAAUUGUUUUGUAUGCUGUGGAAGACAUGGGGGAACUCCUUUCCAGAGAGUUCCAUUAUUUUUGCCUAUAAACUGUUUUUCUGUGUUCCUGGUAGCCUGCUGUUCAUCUUCAUCAUUAUUAACUUUGUAGGGAAAGGCGUCACUACAACUUCAUCUGUUUCUUCCAAAGAACCAUCUGCAGAAGUCUGCAACCAUCUGCUUCAGUUUCUCCCUCUGCUAUAUUCUCUUCUUCCUCUUCAGAUUCCUCAUCAUCUGGUUCUUCGUCAAGAAAUGAUCCUCAUUCUUCUAUCAUCAUCAUUAUCGUUUAACGUCCACUUUCCAUGCUAGCAUGGGUUGGACGAUUUGACUGAGGACUGGUGAAACCAGAUGGCUACACCAGGCUCCAAUCUGAUUUGGCAGAGUUUCUACAGCUAUAUAUACACAUAUAUAUAUUUAUAUACAUACAUAUAUGUAUAUCAUCAUCAUCAUCAUUUAACGUCCGCUUUCCAUGCUAGCAUGGGUUGGAGGAUUUGACUGAGGACUGGUGAAACCAGAUGGCUACACCAGGCUCCAAUCUAAUUUGGCAGAGUUUCUACAGCUGGAUGCCCUUCCUAACGCCAACCACUCCGAGAGUCUAGCGGGUGCUUUUCACGUGCCACCCGGCAUGAAGGCCAGUCAGGCGGUACUGGCAACGGCCACGCUCAAAAUGGUGUAUUUUACGAGCCACCUGCACAGGAGCCAGUCCAGGGGCACUGGCAACGAUCUCGCUCGAAUGUCGUCUAAUUCUCCCUCAAUAUUUCUAUUUGUAUUUCUUAGUCUAUUGUGAAUCUGAAAGGAAAGGUUUCUCACUUUUAUAACAUUCAGAACCAUCUAAUAACAAAACAGAAUGUUGGUCAGUUGAUGAUAAUAUAUAAUUUUAUGCAAGAAAUAAUUAGUCUUUCACAUAUGAAAAUAAAUAAAAUAAACAAUAGUAAAUAAAUAAUAAAUAAAAGGAAACAAAAA
Messenger RNA from Octopus bimaculoides (California two-spot octopus), 2306 nucleotides. Its product is annotated as zinc finger protein 3-like. The record is from RefSeq and is a predicted model, not a curated record. Lineage: Eukaryota; Metazoa; Mollusca; Cephalopoda; Octopoda; Octopodidae.